Daphnia carinata is the source of this 1584-nucleotide messenger RNA. RefSeq names its product probable pyruvate dehydrogenase E1 component subunit alpha, mitochondrial. Lineage: Eukaryota; Metazoa; Arthropoda; Branchiopoda; Diplostraca; Daphniidae. Gene Ontology annotation, cellular component: intracellular membrane-bounded organelle. Gene Ontology annotation, biological process: pyruvate decarboxylation to acetyl-CoA. The coding region runs from base 145 to 1344 and encodes 399 amino acids. Gene Ontology annotation, molecular function: pyruvate dehydrogenase (acetyl-transferring) activity. The transcript has 7 exons. The record is from RefSeq and is a predicted model, not a curated record.
CUGUUUCUUCUCUGCCGACAUAAAUUUUUUCACGAUUCGCAGGUUAUCCCGAAGACUUUUUCGACCUAUUAAAGAAGUUGAAAAUAGUAUCCGGGUGUUUGCUGUGUGCUUCGUUGUAUAAAUAACAAAGAACUAACCUCGAAAAUGUUUUCGGUUACACUGAGGUGUCUUGGAAGACAGGUGCACCAGCAAAACAAAUCCCUUGCUCCGCUCUUCACCUACUCCAAGAAUGGACUGAACACUGAGGCUACCUUUGACACCAAGCCAUUCAAACUGCACAAACUGGAAGAGGGACCAAACACAAAUGUGACCCUCUCGCGGCAAGAUGCGCUAAAGUACUACAAAGACAUGCAAAUGAUCCGCAGGAUGGAGACUGCCGCCGGCAACUUGUACAAGGAAAAGAUUAUCCGAGGUUUUUGUCACCUCUAUUCUGGACAGGAAGCGUGCUGCGUCGGCAUGAAAGCCUCGAUGAGAUCUUACGACGCCGUCAUUACGGCCUACCGAGCUCACGGUUGGACCUAUAUGAUGGGUGUCGAUCCAGUUGGAGUCUUGGCCGAAUUAACUGGCCGUAGUACCGGAUGCGCGCGAGGCAAAGGCGGCUCUAUGCACAUGUACGUCAAGAACUUUUAUGGUGGUAACGGAAUCGUCGGUGCCCAGCAACCCAUGGGGGCCGGCAUCGCCUUGGCUCUCAAGUACCAAGGCACUGAUGGAGUAUGUCUGACCCUGUACGGUGACGGUGCGGCCAACCAAGGCCAGCUGUACGAAGCCAUGAAUAUGGCCAAGUUGUGGAAACUACCCGUUAUCUUUGUUUGCGAGAACAACGGAUACGGUAUGGGUACAUCUGUGGAUCGCGCCUCCGCCAGCACGGCUUACUACACGCGCGGUGACUACGUCCCGGGAAUUUGGGUGGACGGAAUGGACGUAUUGGCUGUGCGCGAAGCAACCCGUUUUGCCAUUGAUCAUUGUGCAACUGGUAAAGGACCUAUGGUAAUGGAAGUCGUUACGUAUCGCUAUUCCGGUCACUCCAUGUCCGAUCCGGGAACGUCAUACCGUUCUCGUGAUGAAAUCCAAGAAGUCCGACAGACUCGCGACCCCAUCACGGGAUUCCGCGAGCGUAUGCUGUCUGCCGACUUGGCCACGGCCGAUGAGCUCAAGGAUGUCGACCAAAACGUUCGUCAGGUCAUCGACGACGCUGUCAAACGAGCCAAAUCCGACAAGGAAAUUGGCUUGGAUGAAUUAACAGCAGACAUUAUGUCCAAUCCUAUCGACACACGAGUCCGUGGUGUCACGGCUUUCGAUACGCUAACACACAAGCGUCUCGGCCCCGCCGUCAACAGCCUCUAAAUUUACCGAUAUCUAUACGUUCCAAGUUAGGACUUGGCAAUUGGAAAAGCAGAAGACCAGCAGCUGUGUAUGGAUGGAGUGGUUUGAGUGUACGACGCGAGGCCAUAGUUGUUAGUAAUUCGAAUGUUAAUAUCUUGUAAAUCUCUGUCACAGCUUUGAUUGUUAACAUUUCACACAAGACAAAACUGAAUAACCAAUAAAGAUCUGUACCAAGAUCAAUACAUUAGUGAAAUAAAACUA